UUUCCGAGGAGACCCUGAAGACAUCAUACUGUAGCGUGGCGAGGGCGUACCGUGUGACGUAGAGCUGAGGCUCUGGCUGUUUAUUGUUCGUUCCCCAAUACCGACAGAGAAAAACAGGCUAACAAGCUGUCAGCUACCUUUUUCACACGGUUCACUGUUGGUUUAACGAAGGUGUAACGGUCGAGACAGCUGACUGCACAAACCAGGGGCCAUGGCGUAUGCGUACCUCUUCAAAUACAUCAUCAUUGGAGACACGGGUGUGGGGAAGUCAUGUCUAUUACUACAGUUCACAGACAAGAGGUUUCAGCCAGUUCACGAUCUCACUAUCGGUGUGGAGUUCGGAGCAAGGAUGAUCACUAUAGAUGGCAAACAGAUCAAACUGCAGAUCUGGGAUACGGCUGGUCAGGAGUCGUUCCGGUCCAUCACCAGGUCUUACUACAGAGGAGCAGCAGGAGCUCUGCUAGUCUAUGACAUCACAAGAAGGGACACCUUUAAUCACUUGACGACCUGGUUAGAGGACGCUCGCCAACAUUCCAACUCCAAUAUGGUCAUCAUGCUCAUUGGCAACAAGAGUGACCUGGAGUCGAGGAGAGAGGUGAAGAAAGAGGAAGGUGAAGCAUUUGCCAGAGAACAUGGCCUCAUAUUCAUGGAGACUUCAGCCAAGACUGCCUCUAAUGUAGAGGAGGCUUUCAUCAACACAGCCAAGGAGAUCUAUGAGAAGAUCCAGGAGGGAGUGUUUGAUAUCAACAACGAGGCUAAUGGUAUUAAGAUUGGACCCCAGCAUCCUACCACCAACUCCACACUGUCCGGUAGCCAGGGAGGCCAACAGGCUGGAGGGGGCUGCUGCUGAAGCCCCAAAACACACCACCUCCUCCCCCAACCCCAACCCUUCCUCCUCCUCCUCCUCCUCCUCGCCCUCUCCAACUCUCCCUUGCGUUUCUACAGAACUGUCCAGGCUCACUAACAGUUUGUUAACCUUUCUCUCGCUACCGCUCCAUUCUUUCAUCCAUCCAUCCAUCCCUCUGUGUCCUUUUUCUCUCUCGGUCUAUCAGCCAUGUCUUUCCUCAGUCCCUUGAUCAUACCCGAGGGUCUAGGGGCUGUGUCCCCGUAAAUCAACCUGACUUCCUACAGUCUUACAAGGACAGUCAGUCUCACCUGCAGGGUUAGCCACCAAAUUCUUUCUUUUUUUUUUUUUUGUUAGAUAAAUGGAUUUUUAUCUUUUUAUUAAAAAAAACUAAAAAAACAACAUGCUGGAAUGUGAAGAAUUCUGUUCCAGCAGUUUAAUUUACACACUCCUCCUAAUUCAUGAGGUUGUUGUUGGGAUAUGACUUUAUCUCAGAAUCAUAAAAAAAAAAAGGUAUAUGUUCAAUAACAACAUGGUUAGAGAUUCAACACACUCAUAACAACUGACUGUAUGGAAUAAACCAUGAAAACGUUUAAAAAAAAAAAUGACGCAGCACGUAGAUAGCAGGGCAUGUUUCUACAUGUCGAGUCAGUUUUCAUGCUGUGCCUGUGUGUGUGUGUAUAGGGACGAUAUAGGUAUUCCAGUAUGUCCGUUUGGGAGGGUUUAGGAGGCAUUCAAGUCAUUCUGUAUCUUCUGUCCAUAAAAACAAAGUGCAAAUUAUGUUAUUUUUUGUGCUACCUUUCCCUCUUUUUCGCCAUGUUGUUUUGUUCUCUCUCUCUCGCUCUCUCUCUCUCUGUCUGUCUUUGUUUCCUUUAUGUUGACUUGCAGAUGAUUUGUAUUUAAUGAACACUACAAACUGGUUGUGGCUUAAAACGUGUUUUAAAUUGUCUGGAGAGAGAAUAAAAGACAAAACUGUUGAGUGUGAAAAUGGAUCCUUUUGGGAACGACAGACAGGAAAAGCAGGAAAGUCAAAGAAACGUUAAGGGACAUUGAGAGCAGCGGCCGCCAUUAUGAAGUAAAGAAGCAGAAAGAGGACAGUUGUUGGAAAUCAAGACUUUCUUGUUGACUAUAUUUAUCAGGCACAUUCUUGUGUAUAUAUGGCUAUUUAGGUUUCUGUAGCUUUUUUUUGGCCGUUUAAGGUGAAGCUAGGUGUUUUGUUGUGGUCUAGUUAUUUCUUUACCAGGGCUGGAAGAAAAAAAAACAUACUGGACCUUCAAGCAGCUUUUUGGCAUUUUUAACAAUUCUCAUUUAAACCCAAAGGUAUAGAGUCGCCCUGUUACAUUAGGGUUGGUCAUGCCCUUUCUUUUAAAUGACAAGUAUGAAUGAUAACAGGCUGUUAACAGGACCGUGUAGAGGCAUUCAAAGUCCCUGGUGGAGAACCGACUCCAACUGAAAAUGUCAAGGCGUCUCCCUUUUAAGCAAGCAAAGAUUUACACCGUGAAUUAGCUGGCAGAUAUAUAAUGUAUACUGUUUAGAGCUUGAUCGAUGACUGCUGCAAAUUUGUUUUUGCUUCGAGAUCCCCAAUGUAAUAUGCACCAUUUUAUUGUUAUGAUCAUAUUUUAUUACUUCAGUUACGUAUUGCUCAUCCUCCCCUCUCAUCCCCACUCCUUCUCUCUCUUUCUCAAACUGUUUGGUAACGUUAGCUCUGUAUCUAUUUCUAAUGCCAAAUUAUUGGGUUUACCUGUGUUUUGUCAACAAUAACAAAAACAGAAACGGAAUCAACACCGCCCAUGUAGUUGUCCUGAAAUCAGCUGCCUGCCUUAACUCCACCCCUGAGAGAUUUGGACAGCUGCUAAAAUGAAUCAAACUGACCCUUUAUGUGCAGAUAGGCAUUUUACCACUAACUAGCUAGUCGACGAUGCAUUACUCAUGCAUAGAUACACACUUAAGAGAUAGGUAAAGUCAUAGAAAAAGGCCUGGUUUGAAUUUUGUUGGGGGCAUUUGAAAUUAAUCCAGCCCCACAUGUUGGCAUUUAUUUUUUUUUAUUUUUUUUCCAUCUCCUCCAUGCGCACACACACCCAGCCUGCAUACAGUAUAUGCAUGCAUACGUAUAUGAUGCAUACAUAUAUUUCUGUUUAUCUAACCUAGCUUUUUUCUCUCAAGGCUAACUGUAUAACUGUCGGGAGUAUUUUGGUUUCACAGCAGUACGAGUGAAUCUGUUUUCCUCGGCAGUGCGUUCUUCUCUUCUUUUUUUCCUUUUUUUAUUCUUAGAUAUAUUCAGACAGUUAUUAAUCUUAUUCUGAUGAUGAUUAUUCUUUGUAAAGCAAAAUGUAGUGUGUAUGUAUGUGUGUGUGUGUGUGUGUGUGUGUGUAUGUAUGUGUGCGUGCGUGUGUGUGUGGACCCAGAGGGGUUACAGGGGGAGGAUCAAGCCAAACCUGAUGCAUCUAUCUAUCUAUCUAUGGAUUGAUCUAGCUAUCUUAUCUAUGUGGCCCCUCCUGUCUCGCUCUUCCUGCCCCUCCCCCCUCCCCCCCUCAACGUUAUUUGCUGUGUUUGUUCUUUGGAAAAAACAAAACUUAAAAAAAAGAAAAAAUGAAAAUGCUAUCACAAUAAACUAUAAUAAAACAUUCUAAA
Perca flavescens (yellow perch) is the source of this 3475-nucleotide messenger RNA. RefSeq names its product RAB2A, member RAS oncogene family (gene rab2a). NCBI's taxonomy places the organism in Eukaryota, Metazoa, Chordata, Actinopteri, Perciformes, Percidae. Bases 212 to 850 code for a protein of 212 amino acids. The transcript is spliced from 8 exons. Gene Ontology annotation, molecular function: GTP binding; GTPase activity. The record is from RefSeq and is a predicted model, not a curated record.